Molecule: messenger RNA, 3349 nt
Organism: Acromyrmex echinatior (Panamanian leafcutter ant)
Lineage: Eukaryota; Metazoa; Arthropoda; Insecta; Hymenoptera; Formicidae
Product: solute carrier family 12 member 8
Biological process (GO): chloride transmembrane transport; potassium ion homeostasis; potassium ion import across plasma membrane
Cellular component (GO): membrane
Molecular function (GO): potassium:chloride symporter activity
Source: RefSeq, a predicted model, not a curated record
UGUAAGUAUAAUUCAUGAAUAUUUGAGUUAAGCCAGUAACGUCAAUAUUUCUUCAUUCGGUCUGUCAGAUAAAUCAAAUUUUACCCUGUAGUUGUACGAAUCUGUUUUAUCUCGUCCGGUCGGUGACGUAGAUCAGCAGCUGCCGUCAGAAUGGGUCAAAAUCAAUAUGGUGGUUUUUGUCGUCCAGUCAUACGUCAGCUACUGAUAAAUAUCACGAAAAAAUGCGGACUCAGCAUCUUGAUAAGACGAAAAAAUAACUCUUCUCUCUUGAACAGAACGUUCGUUGCGUUUAUCGUGCGGCAUUAAAGAUACCUUAUUAUUUCCUGAAUUUCAUAUUCUAACCUGUACGCGUUACUUAUCAUCGCGAGAUGAAAGUAUCGUGAGAUAGACCAGUGACAAAUAUGGCAUUAUGUCAACGUAGGAAAUCUUCGUUAUAAUCUCCACGUGAAUAAAGCUGACGUCAAUGAGCAAGAAUUGAUCUUGUUUAUUCUGACUUGCGUGGUUCUUUUGGCCCGAAAAAAUGGGAUCGAACGAGGAGAAUAGACUUGCAAACGGCGACGUUCGGGUACACAGAGACGUUGAUUGGGCUAGAUACGGUUUACGUGACCCAGAGGCACAAGAAAACGCAAAAAGAAAUAAUGGAGAUGAUAAUAAUGCUCUUGGUCCAGAAAUGUAUCAGGCCGGUGCAAACGAAUUGUUCGCGCAGGAAUAUAGUUCGGAUCCUUGGUGGAAAUCGAACUUUUUUAUCUCCCAGCCUGUGUUGUUUGGCACCUGGGAUGGCGUUUUUACAUCUUGCCUUAUUAACAUAUUUGGUGUAAUUGUAUUUCUGAGAUCUGGCUGGAUAGUUGGUCAAGCAGGUGUUUUGAAUGCAGUAUUAAUCAUCUUUUGUACAGUAUGUAUUGCAUUGGUGACAGUACUGUCAGCUGUGGGUAUAUGUGAACGGAGUAGAGUCGAAAGUGGUGGAGUGUACUUUCUCUUGUCGCAUGUACUGGGUUCUAGAUUUGGUGGCUCUAUCGGAUUACUUUACUGCUUCGGGCAGGCGGUGGGUUGUGCUCUAAACGUUUUAGGUUUUGGGGAAUCAAUGGCCGGUCUUGUAGGUUUGAAUUCAGCAUGGACACAACGCGGCUUCGCGUGCGCAGCCGUUAUAUUGUUGUCCGUAAUUAAUGUGGCUGGUGUUAAAUGGGUUAUAAAAUUGCAAUUUAUCCUCUUACUUAUCCUACUCCUCGCUGGAGUUGAUUUCAUGGUUGGAAGUUUUACUCAUACCAACAUUGAUUCUGGUUUUGAAGGUUGGCUUUCAGGAAAUUUGAGGAACAAUACCUUUCCCGAUUAUCAAGAUGGAUAUAACUGGUUUACCGUGUUCGGUGUAUUCUUUCCCACGGUCACCGGUGUUUUAGCUGGAAUUAACAUGAGCGGAGAUUUGAGGCAUCCAUCUAGCGAUAUUCCCAAUGGUACUUUAGCGGCGUUGGGAACUGGAACGUUUUUAUAUUUAUGCUUUUCGUUAACUCUCGCGGCAACUUGCGUCAGAAAUGCUUUGCUUAUCAACUUUACUAUAGCAUCAACGGUAUCAGCAAUCUCAGUGUUACUACUUGCUGGUCUGUACGUAUCAUCGUUUAGUAGCUGUUUAGGUGCCAUGUAUGGCACACCUCGCGUUCUUCAAUCUAUCGCCAGUCAAAAUGUUAUACCAGGAAUGAGUUGCUUGCAAAGAGGGAGAGGACCAAAUAAAGUACCUGUAUACGCUAUGCUAGUUGUUGCUGUAGUAACGUUGACUUUCAUCAUUACCGGACAAAUUAAUACACUCGCUCCAAUUGUGACAAUGCCAUUUCUGUUAACGUACGCCUGCUUAGAUUAUGCAUACUUUGCUCUCGCACAAACGUUUGAUCUUCGGCACACCCGCGAACAACGAUUCCGUUCGCAAUCUCCGACAUUCGAUCGCAAUUAUGGCUCCGCAAGUAGGAACAACUCAUUAAUUGAUAUGGAUAAUGAUUUGGACAGUCUGUUUCCCGAGAGAAUAAGACAUAAAAAUCUUAUGGUAAGAAAUCAUAUGCACCAAAGCAUAUUAUCUCUUUUGAAGAUUUAUCCAGUAAUAUUUACUGACAUUUACAUACAGAGAAACAACAGUAUUUCUGACAAUAAUGUAUAUGUGGAUUCAUCACCGAGUAUCGAGGAUGUCAGUGUUUCCGGUACACCAGAACGAAAAGUUCACAUCCAUAAUAAACUAGGAAAUUGGUAUAGUCCUUUGUGCAAUAGAUGGUUUUCGUUAUUGGGUUGCCUUGUAAAAUUACUUAUAAUGUUUCUCGUACACUGGGGAUAUGCGAUCGCUAAUAUUGUCGUCGUAUUUCUCGUUUGGAGUUAUGUCGGCCACGCUAACCCUGCUGUAAAACCUGGAAUUUCUGCGGAAUUCCAAUUCUUUAAAUGGUUUCGAAUUGCAUUACUUCGAAUUAUGGGGAGGAAAGUUUAUGAUUACGAGCAGAUAGUAGUAACCCCUGUGCAUCCAGGUGUUCAAAUGUGUUCGGCUCAACUAAAUGAAGAGAAUGAGGAUUUCUCCGGAAGAAGAAGAUAUCAUCAAACGGCUACAGUUACAGGUCAAUACGUUAAUGUCGAUUAAAUGUAUGAAAUUAUGUGAUCUUUCCGAAAUUAUCAAUUGUGUGAGUUUAUAUGCUAUUCUAAUAACAAAUAGUAGCGCGUCUUUUUCAGUGGCAAGAACAGAUUAUGCAUAUAUACUAAUGGCUAAUAUUUAAUAUUAUAUUUUAAGACUUGAUAAGGAGCAGCUUACAGCAAUCUUUAGACAACUAUCAUUUUCACUUCUCAUUUUAUAAUAUUGUCAAUCGCGCAAACAGCUAGUCUAACUUAUUUAAUGUGCAUACGCAUUUGAAAUGAAAUGCAGCUUUAAAAGUAGUUUUUAACAAUCAAUGGGAUCAUAUGUAAAAUUGAUUGUAUGAAACGUACAAAGAACUGAUGUAAUGGUAGCGUUAGAUUUUGUAAGUAUUUACUUAUCGCGAUUGACGUACGUAGGGAUAAUUUAAACAAAAGGAAAUGAUUUAUCCUUACAAUGUCAUAAGACUUGUCGGACAGAAAAUAUUCACUUCAUCUGAUGUUGAAGACGAUAAAAUAUCCGCGAGAAUUUAUCGUCUUUGAUAUGAGAUUACUUUUUUACAAUUGAUUUUAUUCGUUCAGAAGUUAAUCAAGUGACAAUGACAAGUGUAUGGCAAUCGCAUCGUGCAUAAAAAUACUCUGUAAAUAUCUAAUAAUAUAUAUUUAUACACUAUUUAACACUUUUAUAAUUCUCGUACAAAUGCACGAACAAUUUUGUAAUUACAGAAAGGAAUAUAUAUGUAUGUGUGAAAAGAAA